UUCACUUCUUAUUUCCGGACUGAAUUUUGGUCAUUACCCACUUGAACUAGCUACACAAUCAUACAGCUAGCUACCCACUGUACUGAAUCAGAAUUACAAGAAUCAUCACCAAUGAUGAGUUGCUUACUGUGGAAGUCAGUUACUUUCCUGAGCCUGGUUUGGGCUGUUGGAGGACAAUCAAGUGGAGACCUGAGGCUGGUAGACAACUACGGCCGAAAAGGAGGCUCCUCUGGCAGACUGGAGGUCUACUACAGUGGACAAUGGGGGACAGUGUGUGAUGACAGCUUCGGUGUAAAUGAUGCAAGAGUGGCUUGUCGUCAACUAGGGUACUCAACCUACACUCGAUACGGAACAGUUGGAACGCUAGGUUUCUCCCAACCUUCAUCAUCCACUCCGACAUGGCUGGAUGAGCUUGCUUGCUCCGGAACUGAGAGCAGACUCAUUUAUUGUAAUGCUAACCCUAUCGGAGUUGAAGAUUGCACCCAUUCAGAAGAUAUUGCCUUGAUCUGCACUGGAAGUACUCCAAGCCCUUCAAGUGGAGAGCUUAGGUUGGUAGGCAGCUUUAGUCGAACAGGAGGUUCCUCUGGCAGACUGGAGGUCUAUUACAAUAGACAAUGGGGGACAGUGUGUGACGACAGAUUCGGUAUAAACGAUGCAAGAGUGGCUUGUCGUCAACUAGGGUUCUCAACCUACAGUCAAUACGGAUCAGUUGGAAUGCUAGGUUUCUCCCAAGCUUCAUCAUUCACUCGGACAUGGCUGGACGAGCUUGCUUGCUCCGGAUUUGAGAGCAAACUCAUUUAUUGCAAUGCUAACACUAUCGGAGUUGAAGAUUGCACCCAUUCACAAGAUAUUGCCUUGUCCUGCACUGAAAGCACUACGAGUCCUCCAAGUCCUUCAAGUGGAGACCUGAGGCUGGUAGACAGCUCAAGCCAAACAGGAGGCUCCUCUGGCAGACUGGAGGUCUAUUACAGUGGACAAUGGGGGACAGUGUGUGACGACAGAUUCGGUGUAAACGAUGCAAGAGUGGCUUGUCGCCAACUAGGGUUCUACACCUACACUCGAUACGGAACAGUUGGAACGUUAGGUUUCUCCCAACCUUCAUCAUCCACUCUGAUAUGGCUGGACGAGCUUCGUUGCUUAGGAACUGAGAGCAGACUCAUUAAUUGCCCUGCUAACACUAUCGGAGUUGAAGAUUGCACCCAUUCAGAAGAUGUGGCCUUGGCCUGCACUGCAAGUCCUUCAAGUGGAGACCUGAGGCUGGUAGGCAGCUUUGGCCGAACAGGAGGCUCUUCUGGCAGACUGGAGGUCUAUUACAGCAGUCGAUGGGGGACAGUGUGUGAUGACAGUUUCGGUUCAAAUGAUGCAAGGGUGGCUUGUCGUCAACUAGGGUUCUCAACCUACAGCCGAUACGGAACAGUUGGAAGGCUAGGUUUCUCCCGAGCUUCAUCAACCACUCGGACAUGGCUGGACGAGCUUCGUUGUCGAGGAUCUGAGAGCAGACUCAUUAAUUGCCCUGCUAACACUAUCGGAGUUGAAGAUUGCAGUCAUUCAGAAGAUAUUGCCUUAAUCUGCACUGAAAGUUUCUCACAAAUAACGAGCGUCGGGGUUGGUAUUGGAGUUACUAUUCCUAUCAUCAUCAUCAUAGUUGUGAUUGUUGUCUUGGUCUGUGUUUUAACAAGUAGAAGGUGUCAUCUGGCUCGCUACCCACGCACGACUCCCCUAAUAACUGCGUCAAAUACACAAGAUACAGCCUAUCCCGUGCAGCAACCCAUGGAUCAAACUCCUCCCUACUCGCCCCCUCAAAAUAUGCAACCGGUGGCUGCCUUCCCGACUGGACAAUAUGCUCACCCCCAGUACCACACGUCCUAUCCUCAGCAACCCCCUUCCCCUUAUCCUCCUGGGGGACAACCCCCAGCUCCUGGAAAGCAACCCCCUGCUCAGUACCCCACUGGACAACCACCACCUGCUCAGUACUCCACUGGACCACCUCCCCCUGCACCAUACUUGUUUGGCGGAGAAGCCCCUCCAGCAUAUCCGAACUAAGUAUAUGGGGACUGCCAAUCGUGCAAGUAGAAUCUUGAAGCAUUAACACAAAUUGUGACUUGAUAUAUAUAGUGAUAGCAAAUUGUCCUCUCCCUUUAAAUACACUAUUUUGUAAGUUGAUUUUGACAUUUAUGCGCAUACUAUCAUUCUGUGUACAUGUACAUGUAUUGCAUAGCUAUAAUUAUUGACAGCAACUUAAAA
Molecule: messenger RNA, 2244 nt
Organism: Halichondria panicea
Lineage: Eukaryota; Metazoa; Porifera; Demospongiae; Suberitida; Halichondriidae
Product: soluble scavenger receptor cysteine-rich domain-containing protein SSC5D-like
Exons: 10
Coding region: 112-2043 (643 amino acids)
Cellular component (GO): membrane
Source: RefSeq, a predicted model, not a curated record